CCUUGUUGUUUGACUGCAGCCCUCAGAAAUGAGCGAGGAGAGAGUAAUAUACACAGAGCUGAAAUCAGCCCAUUCAAGGCAACAGGACAAAAGACGUCCAAUGUUUAAAAGGAGAGGAUUUCCAUGGCAUAUCGUUGCAUUAACCCUGGGAUUUCUAUGUUUGUUCCUCCUGCUGGCAAUCACAGGCUUAGGAUAUAUGUUUUUUCACAGGUGUUCUGGAGAAAUCAGGCAAGAUAUGAAAGCACCAGAAGACAAGAAUGCUUCCUUAGCAGAAGUUGAAGAUCACUUAAUUUUACUACCCACUACAGCAUGGAAUGAAGACGAUGACACAUUUCAAGGAAAAUGGUACUGCCGUGGAAAAAGCUGUUACCACUUUUCAAAAGAGGAGAAAACUUGGGAGAGGAGCAUGGUGUCAUGCCAAGAUCUGCAGGCUAGCCUCCUGAAGAUUGAGACUAAAGAGGAGCAAGUCCUUACUCAAUCAAAAAUAAAAUACAAUCAUUGGAUUGGAUUAAUUAGGGUUCAAGAAGGCAGAUAUCCCUGGCAAUGGCUGGAUGGCUCACCCCUAUCUCAGAAGCUGAAUUUCCUACAGAGUCUAUCUGAUGUGAAAUGUGGACACCUGAGACCAUCAUCUAUUUAUAGUGCUGAUUGUAGUAAAAGCUUCCGUUACAUUUGUGAAAAGGAGUUCUCUGGCCCUGAUAAUUAAAGAAGCGCUGUGAUCAAAUGUUCACUAUUUUCAUUCUUUAACAGCUGUAAGGAAAAACACAGGGUAUUCGCUCAAAUUAGUCAACUAUGCAUGACGUAUGAAGGAUUAUGAUCUUUCACACAUCCCUCAGCAUGGAUAAAAGAGUAAGUUUUAGAAAUAGUAAAAUCAUCCAUCCAAAAAUGAAGCUUCUUUUUUUUUUUGAAAUUUCAAGAACCCAUCCAUCAGAGAAUGUGAAAACAGUUUGAGUGUAAGACUUUACGUUUAAAAUAUAACUAAAUGGUCUUGAUUUAAAUAGGUAGUGAAUACAUUUGCAAUGUUCACAGUGUAAGAGGUCCUUAACGAUGAACACAUCCUCUCAACCCAUUUUGUACUCUAUUC
This is a messenger RNA of Lynx canadensis (Canada lynx), 1081 nucleotides long. Its product is annotated as C-type lectin domain family 1 member A-like. NCBI's taxonomy places the organism in Eukaryota, Metazoa, Chordata, Mammalia, Carnivora, Felidae. The coding region runs from base 29 to 703 and encodes 224 amino acids. The record is from RefSeq and is a predicted model, not a curated record. The transcript has 6 exons.